AGCACUGCUGUCAAAAUAAAUAGAAAAAUAUAAUUAAUUUUUCUAGUUGUGUCUCAGUGCCAAGAAAAUCCUGGAAAUUUAAUACUUUGUUAUAAAUUUUUUUUAUUUUUAAAUCGUCAUCAUCUGGAGUUCAUUCCUGAUAACCGUAUCAUUGUGAUUGCAGUUGCUGUCUAGAUAACAAUAAAAAUAUACAGCGACUGGAGUAAUUAUUUUACAAGUUAUCGCUGUUCUUUUACUGGUAAUUUAAAUCAAUUUAAGACUUCAAAUUGACACGUACCAGGAGGAAUAAUGGCACCGACUGUUCCUAGAACUUUAGCUAAACUUUAUGGAUAUGUUGACGAGCACAAAAAAGAAUAUAUUGAAACACUAAGAGAAGCGGUCGCAAUAAAAUCCGUGUCAUCAUGGCCGGAUGCACGGGGCGAAGUGGUCAAGAUGAUGGAGUGGAUGGAAAAAAAGAUGAAAGCACUGGGAGCAAGUACUGAGUUGGCUGAUAUUGGAAAGGAGAAGCUGGCUGAUGGCAGAGAAAUUCCAUUACCCCCGAUAUUAGUCGGCAGUCUUGGUAAUGAUCGUGGUAAGAAAACUGUCCUGAUUUAUGGACAUCUGGAUGUCCAGCCUGCGUUGAUUGAAGACGGCUGGGACACCGAGCCCUUUACUUUGGUGGAAAAAGAUGACAAGUUAUUCGGACGUGGUAGCACUGAUGACAAGGGCCCGGUUCUGUGUUGGCUGCAUGCUCUCCAGGGAUUCAAAGCUAUCGGAGAAGAUAUUCCUGUUAAUAUAAAGUUCGUCUUUGAAGGAAUGGAAGAAAAUGGCAGCGAAGGUCUUGAUGAAUUUUUAUGGUCACGUAAAGACUCAUUUCUCAGCGACAUUGACUACGUUUGUAUUUCUGAUAAUUACUGGCUUGGUACUACGAAGCCUUGUAUCACUUACGGGUUACGUGGACUCGCUUACUUUAAUGUCGAAGUGAGUUGCGCUAAAAGUGAUUUGCACAGUGGAACAUUCGGGGGAACUGUCCAUGAAGCGAUGGCUGAUUUGAUUUACCUGUUAAAUUCUCUGGUUGAUGUCAACGGGCGCAUUCUUAUCGAUGGAAUUUAUGACAAAGUUGAUAAGAUCACUGACGCUGAGCUCAAGAGCUAUCAGGAUAUUGAGUUUGAUGUUGACGAGUUCCGAGCUACUGUCGGGACCAGCAAACUCGCUCAUGAUGAAGACAAGAUAAAAUUGCUGAUGCACCGCUGGCGGUACCCAACGCUCUCAAUCCACGGAAUCGAGGGCGCGUUCAGCGAACCUGGGGCCAAGACGGUGAUACCAAGAAAAGUUAUUGGUAAAUUUUCUUUGAGGAUCGUGCCUAGUAUGACUCCUGAAGAAGUCGAGCCUAAGGUGAAGGCUCAUAUGGAGCGAAUUUGGUCAACUAGAGGCAGCCCCAAUGUUAUGAAAGUAUAUCUUGGUCAUGGGGGUAAACCCUGGACAGAGAAUCCUGACCACCCGCACUACGUCGCUGCUCGUACUGCCACCAAAUACGUUUAUGGAGUCGAUCCUGAUUUAUCUAGAGAAGGAGGAUCGAUACCCGUGACUUUGACAUUCCAGGAAGUUACUGGUAAAAAUGUAUUACUUCUGCCAGUUGGCUGUGGCGAUGACGGCGCUCAUUCGCAAAACGAAAAGCUCAAUAUUCGUAAUUACAUCGAAGGGACCAAGCUGUUGGGAUCUUAUCUCUACGAAGUCUCGCGUCUUUAAUAAAAAAUUUUUUUGUUUUUUAUUUUAUUACUAUAAAUAAAAAAUACUUACGGUGUUAAUGGUAGAAUCAGGGUAAAUUUCGCUAUGACUGAUUACAUAGUUUACUUUUUAUUAACUUUGUUAAUAAUUACCGUAUAUAAAUAUAAAAAAAUAAAUUCAUACAUUUAUCUAA
This is a messenger RNA of Microplitis mediator, 1900 nucleotides long. It is a transcript of the gene Cndp2, whose product is annotated as cytosolic non-specific dipeptidase. The record is from RefSeq and is a predicted model, not a curated record. The transcript has 6 exons. NCBI's taxonomy places the organism in Eukaryota, Metazoa, Arthropoda, Insecta, Hymenoptera, Braconidae. Gene Ontology annotation, molecular function: metallodipeptidase activity. Bases 289 to 1728 code for a protein of 479 amino acids. Gene Ontology annotation, biological process: proteolysis.